This is a messenger RNA of Thamnophis elegans (Western terrestrial garter snake), 1465 nucleotides long. It is a transcript of the gene PHF13, whose product is annotated as PHD finger protein 13. The transcript is spliced from 4 exons. Lineage: Eukaryota; Metazoa; Chordata; Lepidosauria; Squamata; Natricidae. The coding region runs from base 62 to 976 and encodes 304 amino acids. Gene Ontology annotation, molecular function: chromatin binding. The record is from RefSeq and is a predicted model, not a curated record. Gene Ontology annotation, biological process: mitotic chromosome condensation.
CCCCGCCCACCCCAGACCCCGCUGCCGGUACCGGGCGACGCCGCCGGAGGAGACCCCCGCCAUGGACUCGGACUCCUGCGCUUCCCCGCCGCCCCACGAAGAUUUCCCCCCGGGCUCCAAGCGCUGCCGGACGGUGGAGGAUUUCAACAACUUUUGCACCUUCGUCCUGGCCUACGCCGGUUACAUCCCGUACCCGCACGAGGAUACAUCCGGUUGGAGCAGCACCAGUUCCCCCAACAGUACCCGGGAGGCUAUUGACAGCGAUGGAGGGGACCCCCCUCUGGGACACCUCUCAAAAGCCCGGAAGACCUUCAGCCAACUCAAACACGGCAAGGCGUAUUCCUCGCUCUACCAGUGGACAAAGCCCAAUGGAUUUUUGGUGGACCGGAAAAAAAUGGAGAAGUUCCGGAAGAAACGGCGGAUUGUGAGGAAGGAUGCGGCGCUGCCGGACGUCAAAUAUCCCGAAGGAGACGAAGAGGAGGAAGGUCUGCGGGAGAGAGGAGGAGGAGAGCCCUACACCGAGAACCCGCUCAGCCCGUCCUCCGAAGGGGAUGCCCAGUCUUCCACAGGCCGCUGCUCAGCCUGGGAUUCAGACACCCCGUCGAAUCCCCCCUACACGGCCGCCGCGCCGGAGGAACAGAGCCUCGUCCAAAGGGUGGGCAAGAGGAUCAUCAUACGGCAAGGGAAACAGGUGGUUUUCCGGGACGAGGACGGCAGCGGAGACGAUGAGGACAUCAUGGUCGAUUCAGAUGACGAUUCGUGGGACUUGGUCACCUGCUUCUGUAUGAAACCCUUCGCCGGGCGUCCCAUGAUCGAAUGCAAAGAAUGCCACACCUGGAUCCACCUCUCCUGUGCCAAAAUCCGCAAAUCCAACGUUCCCGAGGUUUACGUCUGCCAGAAAUGCCGCGAUUCCAAAUUUGACAUCCGGCGGUCCAGCCGUUCCCGGAUGGGUUCCCGCCGGCACUUCCUGGAGUAAGCCGGCUGGAGAGCUGGCGGUGCCAAAACCUCGAAAUUUGGGAGUUUCGGAGUCGGUAGGCCCAGGGGUGGAGCAGCGAGCGAGACCCAAGGACGCCUCCGAUCUUCCGGAGGAUCGCCGGAUUUCCCGUCGGGAGUUGGAACGGAUUCCCGGCUGCAAAAGUUGGGGCGAAGGGAGGGGGGGCUGGGAGGGUAUUCCUGGUUUCCUUGGCUCCGGAGCACAAAGGGAAAUCAAUAACUGGGACCUCCUGACCAGUCACCUCAUUCGCGGAGGGAUUGAGGUGCAAAACGGAUCGCCCAAAGGAUCUCUCUACGGGAGACGAGAAAAAAAAUAUAUAUAUAUAUAAUUUCUCGUUAUUUGAAGCACAGAGUUGGAGAUCGGGACAGUUCGUAGAAUUUGACUCUCUUUCCCCGCACAGGUUAGUCCAAAGAGCCCACUCAAUCCCACCAGCUGAGCUUGGAAGGACGAGAACGAUGCAAAUAUAUAUAU